GUGCUGCUGAAAUGAAACUGCAAUUGAAAUCGCCAGCAAAUAGGGACAGAAAAGAAAAGACUUGUGGUCGCUGCGGAAUGCAACAUCCUCCUAAAAAAUGUCCAGCAUAUGGGAAAAGAUGCAAUAAUUGUAACAAAAAUAACCAUUAUGCUAGGUGCUGCAAAGCUCAAACCCUGAAACAAAGUACAGUCCAUGCUGUGGAUGAAGAAGACACAGAGGAACUCUAUGUAGCUGCAGUGACAGACAAUAAGACAGGUGAAAAGGACUGGAUAAUGACACUCAAAGUGAAUGACACACUCAUGAAAGUCAAGCUGGAUACUGGAGCUCAAGUGAAUGUCAUAUCAGAAGCAGAGUUCAAGAAAAUCAGACCUAGACCUAAAAUACAUGCAACAAAGGUGAAAGUGAGUGGAUACUCAGGUGCAGAAAUACCUGUGAAAGGAAAAUGCAUGGUUAAAGUGACACACAAAGACAAGGAGCACACGCUAACAUUCAUUGUGGUGCCGAAGAAUGUGCAGCCUAUACUAGGGUUACAUGCCUGUGAGAGUCUGAACCUAGUGAAAAGAGUGCUCGUCGUGGAAACUGAUGAUGACAUGGACUAUAAUGAGUUGAUGAAGGAAUAUGGUGACCUAUUUCAGGGACUUGGUUGCCUUGCUGGAGAACACACAAUCAGAGUCGAUGAAAGUGUAACACCAGUCAUUCAUCCAUGCCGCAAAGUACCAUUUGCUCUACAAAAGCCACUAAAAGCCGAGUUGGACAAGAUGGAAAACCUGGAAGUGAUUGAAAAGAUCGAUGAACCAACGGAGUGGGUGAGUUCUCUUGUUAUUGUGGAGAAAAAGACUGGAAAGCUCAGAGUUUGCAUGGAUCCUAGAGAUCUGAAUAGAGCAAUAAAGAGAGAACAUUUCAAACUACCUACAAGAGAAGAGAUAAUGUCACAGUUUGCAAAAGCGAAGUACUUUAGCAAGCUAGACGCUUCAUCAGGAUUUUGGCAACUGAAGCUGGACGAAGCAAGUUCAAAACUGUGCACGUUCAACAGCCCAUUUGGCAGGUACAGAUUCCGGCGACUGCCGUUUGGCAUUGCUUCAGCACCUGAGGUGUAUCACAAGACAAUACACAUGAUCUAUGAACACCUGGAAGGAGUCGACACGUCAAUGGAUGACAUCAUUGUGUGGGGAAGCACAAGAGCUGAACAUGACAUGAGACUGAGAAAUGUUCUUGAAGCAACCAGAAAAGCCAAUCUGAAGCUGAACAAAGAGAAAUGUCAGCUUGGCGCGAAGGAACUGACAUUCGUUGGAGAUAUCCUGAGCAGUGAAGGCAUCAGACCAGAUCCUCAAAAGGUGUCUGCAAUUGAAAACAUGCCGAGGCCGCAAUGCAAGAAAGAUGUGCAGAGAUUUAAUGGCAUGAUAAACUACAUGGGAAAAUUCAUACCCAAUCUCUCAGAGAAAAUGGCGCCACUGAGACAGCUAACUGAAAAGAGAAUCGAAUGGGAGUGGGAGCUGCUAGGCCCAGGGGCCUCCUGCUCCACCAGGCCCAGGAUCCACCAGCAGCCACUAGGCCCAGGAUCCACCAGCAGCCACUAGGCCCAGGAUCCUCUAGCAGCCACUAGGCCCAGGAUCCUCCAGCAGCUGCUAGGCCCAGGGCCCUCCUACUCCACCAGGCCCAGGAUCCACCAGCAGCCACUAGGCCCAGGAUCCACCAGCAGCCACUAGGCCCAGGAUCCUCCAGCAGCCACUAGGCCCAGGAUCCUCCAGCAGCCACUAGGCCCAGGAUCCUCCAGCAGCCACUAGGCCCAGGAUCCUCCAGCAGCUGCUAGGCCCAGGAUCCUCCUGCUCCACCAGGCCCGGGAUCCUCCAGCAACCGCUGGGCCCAGGCUCCUCUAGCAAGGCACCAACAAGUAAAUCGACAGUGACUUCAACGGGCCAUCACAAGGUAAUACCAAUCUCACCAUUUUCAAAAUGCCGCCUAAAAAAGCAAACCCAGGAGUUGAAGAGGAGUUGGAGGAGAUUAGGAAAUCGCUUAAUUUCAUGUCUGAUGAACUGAGCAAAGUGGCUAAACAACAGGGUAUGCUAUAUGACCUAAUGGAUGAAAUAAAACAACUAAAAAACUUGAUAAAGGAGAAGGACAAGAAAAUAGACGACUUGGAACGGCGACUCGAGGACCUUGAACAGUACACAAGAAUGGAUGACUUAGUCAUAAGUGGACUGGAGACGCAACACCGAACCUACGCCAGAGUAACAGCUGGCGGAGGUAAAGACGGUGAAGAUGCCCCGGUAGAGGAGCUGCAAACGCUUGAACAGCAAGUGAUAAAAUUCCUUCAAACGAAGAACGUAAGUAUUCAGAGCCAUCAUAUCGCAGCAUGCCACACGCUCCCCAGAAAAGACAGUAAAACAAAGCCAGCAAUUAUUCUUCGGUUUGUGAGUCGCAAAACAAAGAUUGAGUUACUGAAACAGGGAAAGAAACUAAAAGGGACCGGUGUGUAUUUAAAUGAACAUUUAACGAAAAAGACUGCUGAAAUUGCAAGACAGGCACGCAGCCUGAGAAAACAAAAUAAGAUACAAGCGACAUGGACGAGGAACUGCAAAGUAAUGAUAAGACUAAAUGGCAAUCCUGAAGAAGCGAAAGUUGUGAUGAUAAGAGAACUCAAAGACUUAGAGCAAUAUAAAUAAUCAGGAAUCUGCUAUGGAAUCUAUUGGAAAAGUGACAAUUGGAUAAUGAACAAUGGGUAUGGAAAGUGUUUCUGGCCUUAUGGCUCAAAAAACAAUGGAAAAAA
Molecule: messenger RNA, 2767 nt
Organism: Oreochromis niloticus (Nile tilapia)
Lineage: Eukaryota; Metazoa; Chordata; Actinopteri; Cichliformes; Cichlidae
Exons: 1
Coding region: 12-1577 (521 amino acids)
Biological process (GO): proteolysis
Molecular function (GO): aspartic-type endopeptidase activity
Source: RefSeq, a predicted model, not a curated record